AUGAGCCAGCUGGUCGGCGACUCUCUACUUCCCGAAGGCCCCCGGAAACAGCACAUAUGGCCAGGUGAACACCGCAUCGGCCAGCGUACGAUUUGGGUCGAUGAUCUACCCAAGCAAGACGACGCACAGGUGUGGGACGGCUCCUUCGAUGUUGAGAAAAGACAGUCUUGGAUCAGUCGAGGGUCCGAUCCUUGGUCAGAGGAUUUCGAUGUCGAAGAUGAGAAGAGCAAAUGGAAACAACCACCCACCAAGGCCCAGCUUGCCCAGGCUGAACCGUCGCUCGUCUCUAUCGACAUCCUCAAGCAUGACUUUCCGGGGUACGGCACAUCUGAAGAACCAUACCUGGUCGAGUGGGUCGAGAACGAUCCCGCCAACCCCAUGAAGUUUUCCAACUCUAAGAAAUGGGCGAACUCCAUGAUCCUUGCGUUUGCAGUGUUCAUUGUCUCCAUCGCUUCAUCCGGCUUCUCACAAGGAACAAGCCAGAUUAAAGCCGAGUUCAACGUCGGUCAGACGGUAGCCCUCCUCCUCACAUCCCUUUUCGUCCUUGGCUUCGCAGUCGGGGCCCUCGUCCUAUCUCCACUCAGCGAGGUAUACGAACGUCGCGAGCUCUACGUCUGGACGUUCCUCACCUUUGUCACGUUUUCAGGUGCUACCGGCCUAGUACCCUCCAUUGCCCCAGUGCUGAUAUUUCGAUUCUUGGGCGGCAUCGCCGGUUCCUUCACCCAGGCCGUGGCGCCGGCCGUCAUCGCCGACAUGUUCGAGAGCCAGGAGCGCGGACUCGUGCUCAGCAUCAUCACCCUCGCCGGCCUAAUGGGGCAGAUGCUUGGCCCCAUCGCGUGCGGGUUCCUUGUGGCCGCCUACGGCUGGCGCUCCCUCGCCGUCCUCAUCGUUGGCGCCGCGUUCCCGACCUGGUGCGUGCUCUUCUUCACCUUCCCGGAGACCUACUCCGCCGUGCUGCUCCAGCGUCGCGCCGCCAAGCUCGCCAAGAUCGCCGGCAUGUCGCACGCCGUCGCCGGCGCACAGGAGCCCAAGACCAUCGGCGUGCAGCUGCGCGUCAGUGCCCUGCGCCCCUGGGUCAUCCUCUUCUUCGAGCCCAUCGUCACCCUGCUCUCGCUCUUCCUCUCUGUCGUGCACGGCACGCUCUUCCUUCUCUUCGCCGCCCAUCCCAUCGUCUACCAACAAGUUCGCGGCUGGCCACAAGGCGCCGCCUCGCUGCCCUUCCUCGCCAUCGCGCUCGGCGUCGUGCUAGCGCUCGUGUACGUCGCGGCCGUCGACCAGCGCCGCUACGCCCGCGUCGUCGCUGCGCAAGGGGGCGGCUUCGCGCCCCCCGAGGCGCGCCUGCCGCCCGCCAUGCUCGGCUCCGUCGCCCUGCCCAUCGGGCUCUUUUGGUUCGCGUGGACCAACGACCCGGGCGUCUUCUGGCUGGUGAGCGUCAGCGCCGGCUUGCUGUUUGGCUUUGGCAUGGUCCUGCUGUACAUGAGCAUCACCAAUUACAUCGUCGAUGCGUACCUGGGCUAUGCGGCGUCCGCGCUGGCGGCGAGCACCGUGCUUAGGUCCAUUGCCGGGGCUGUGUUCCCGCUCUUUACGGCGCAGAUGUAUGAUUCGCUUGGCAUACAUUGGGCUUCGAGUGUCCCGGGUUUCUUGGCGCUGUUCUUCGUCCCCUGCCUAGUUAUGUUCUACAAGUUUGGCCAUGUUAUCCGGAGGAAGUCGCGGUUCGGUCAGGAGGCUGGCGGGGUUUGCACAGAUGGCGGGUCAGGGAAAUGGGAAGUAGGCCGAGGUCGAGUCGACAGUUUCUUCGUCGACCAGAUCAAGUAG
Molecule: messenger RNA, 1815 nt
Organism: Anthostomella pinea
Lineage: Eukaryota; Fungi; Ascomycota; Sordariomycetes; Xylariales; Xylariaceae
Source: the annotation of a GenBank genome assembly